GGGAAAUGGUGAGCGGCCGCGAGCGCCGCCUCCCCCCGGGGACCCGGCCUGCGGUGGCUUCCCUGCUGUUACUCCUGCUGCUCCGACGGGACGCGGCGGCCCAGAAAGGUGAUGGAUGUGGAUAUACUGUCUUAGGUCCUGAAAGUGGAACAUUUACAUCGAUUAAUUAUCCACAUGCCUAUCCCAAUAGCACAGUGUGUGAAUGGGAAAUUCGAGUAAAGCCUGAGCAGAGAGUUCAGCUCAAAUUUGGGGAUUUUGAUAUUGAUGAUUCAGAUUCUUGUCAUUUUAAUUAUGUGAGGGUUUAUAAUGGAAUUGGACCCACAAGAACAGAGAUAGGGAAAUACUGUGGUUUGGGCCUUCAGGUGGACAAAUUAAAUGAAUCAAAGAGUAAUGAAAUUACAGUACAAUUCAUGAGUGACAUUCAUUUUUAUGGACAUGGGUUUCUUGCUUCGUAUUCAACAACCGACAAACCAGAUUUAAUAACAUGUUUAGAUACUGCAAGUCACUUUUCUGAGCCAGAAUUCAGCAAAUAUUGUCCAGCUGGGUGUGUGCUUCCUUUUGCUGAAAUAUAUGGGACUAUUCCUCAUGGCUACAGAGAU
Molecule: messenger RNA, 599 nt
Organism: Python bivittatus (Burmese python)
Lineage: Eukaryota; Metazoa; Chordata; Lepidosauria; Squamata; Pythonidae
Source: RefSeq, a predicted model, not a curated record